AUGCUCCGAGGUGCGCCAGGACUAGGCCUCAGGGGCCUGAAAGGGGCUGAGAGCCCUGCGGAAGUCUCCGGGGGCGCUUACUCGGAGACCCGAAGGGAUUUCGGGGUGCUGAGGGAGAAUGGCGCCCCCCACGGGCUGGGCGAAGCCGAGGAGACUGCGGGCAGAAAGCGAGCGCGUCCGGCGCGGUCCAAGGCGCGGCGCAUGGCAGCCAACGUGCGGGAGCGCAAGCGCAUCCUGGACUACAACGAGGCCUUCAACGCGCUGCGCCGUGCACUGCGCCACGACCUGGGCGGCAAGAGGCUCUCCAAGAUCGCCACGCUGCGCAGGGCCAUCCACCGUAUCGCUGCGCUCUCGCUCGUCCUGCGAGCCAGCCCUAUUCCCCGCUGGCCCUGCGACCACGGCGAAUGCCACGGUCAGGCUUCGCGAGCCAGGGACGCGGGUGUCGGCUCUCCGCCGCCCACCUCGCCGCCCGCAGGGCUCGGCCUGGUUCGCUGGGAUGCCGCCGGCCCUUUCAUGCCGACCGCACCGCGCUACGUCUCGAGCAUCCCGCAAACUCACCCGGGAAAGCCCCGGACUGUGGUCGAGGCGCCCGACCUGCCCCAGACCUUCGGGGCAAGCUGGCGCCGGAACCCAGGGGCUCCCUCUGCGGGACCGCUUCCCUGGAUGCGAGCGGACCCGGGACUGGACUACCAGCCCUCCUGA
Messenger RNA from Ochotona curzoniae (black-lipped pika), 702 nucleotides. RefSeq names its product basic helix-loop-helix family member a9 (gene BHLHA9). The coding region runs from base 1 to 702 and encodes 233 amino acids. The record is from RefSeq and is a predicted model, not a curated record. Gene Ontology annotation, biological process: regulation of transcription by RNA polymerase II; developmental process. Lineage: Eukaryota; Metazoa; Chordata; Mammalia; Lagomorpha; Ochotonidae. Gene Ontology annotation, molecular function: DNA-binding transcription factor activity, RNA polymerase II-specific; protein dimerization activity; RNA polymerase II transcription regulatory region sequence-specific DNA binding. The transcript has a single exon.